Molecule: messenger RNA, 3114 nt
Organism: Plasmodium malariae
Lineage: Eukaryota; Apicomplexa; Aconoidasida; Haemosporida; Plasmodiidae
Product: conserved Plasmodium protein, unknown function
Exons: 1
Coding region: 1-3114 (1037 amino acids)
Cellular component (GO): membrane
Source: RefSeq, a predicted model, not a curated record
AUGAUAAGCUGGACAGCCGUGUUUUUGUGCCUCUACCACUUAGCAUUGUCGGUGUUGGGGUCAUUGUUUUUUGAAAAUUAUUUGUUCAAGGAUUUUGAUAACAGCUUUAGUCUUGUAAAAAUAAUUUUCUGUUUUUCUUUUGUUCUAUGUCUAUCAUUGUUGUCUAUGAUUGUAUUUGAAAUACUUGGUUUCAUAACAACAAGUCUGAAGCUGUUUAUAUGGUAUAUUGAUAUAACUCUUUUAAUUUUGUUUAUUUAUUUAAUAAUCCCUGUAAGUUUAAUAUAUACAUACAUUACAUUUGAAGAUGAAAAGACAGCGAAUAGUUUAUUUAAAUUUAAAUAUUUUUAUACUGCACUAACUAAGAUGAAACAUAAGAAAAAAAAAAUAUACCUGCCUGAUGAAGAUAAAACAAAUUUUAUGAGGAAAUUAGUGUAUGUUAGUGAAGACUUAAUAUUAAAAAUGAAAAAUUAUAAUAAAAAAAUAAGAAAUAGAAAUAAACAAAAGAUAUUAAAAUUUGUAGUUGGUUGUAUUUUUUUUUUACCAAUAAUAUGGUUUACUUUUUAUAAAAUUUCAAUGAUUACAUUAAAGAACAAUAGUGAUGUAUAUGACAAAUCAGAUAUAUAUGAUAUAGGUAAUAUAUUACAAGAAAAAUUUAAACUAAUAAACAAAGAAUUUGCUGAAGAGUAUGAUACUAAUAAUGAAAAUAGUCAGAAUUUUCUUUUCAUCAAAAUAAUCAAAAAUUUACUGAUAUAUAUAUCCGUUACAGGGAUGACAAUAGUUAGUGCCUUUUCUGCAUUUACUAGUUUAUAUUCACCUUAUACGAACAUAAGUAAUUUUUUUUUUUUUGUAACUCUUAAAAAAGUAAAAAUCAUUGAAAAGAAGAUUAUGUUUAUUACUGACGAGUUAGCAUCAAAAAAAAAAAUGCUUUUGUUACAUGAUUACCCACAUUUAAUUAAUUUAUAUUCUAAAAAUGUACAUUAUAAUGAAUCUUGUUUUUCAAAUAAGCUACAUUCUUAUAAUAACAGGAAUAGACAUAACAACUACACUAAAAACCUACAUUUUGAUAAAACCUCUUCUUUUUAUAAUACUUCCGCCAAUACGAAUAACUACUCUUUUGCUCAAAAUGUAUGCCUGAAUGGAUGCGAAAAUUUUACCGAUAAUACUUUUAACUACACCAAUAACAAUGAUACAAUAAAUCGGUACGUCGACAAUUCCCCCCAUAAUUGUUAUGGCAUUUUGACAUACCACAUAGAUGAUAACUUCAAUGUGGAAACGAUGCAUAGUCACAACGACCAUGUGAAUCACUGCGGACGGGAAAAUAAACAUGGUUUGAAACAUACAGGGGGGCACAAGAGGGAAGAAGCAGAGGGAGUGGUAAUGCCAAUGGCAAGGAUAGAGCCAUUGAACGGUAAUGGUAAUGUGAACGUGGGUAUACGAGAUAGCGGAAAAGAGCAAAUAAAAAGCAGAGAAAACAAGCAAAGAAAGCAAAAUGAAGAAAUCGAAUACAUACAUUUUAAACCGUUCAAAAAGUGUAACUUAUACUUGGGUAGUCACAAGUCAAUAUACAAAAACAUAUACGAAACGUUCAUAAAAAAAGAAAAGAAUUUUGGGGGGAUAUUUAACUUGAAUGGAGGGUAUGAUGAGGUGGAAGGGGUAGUAGUCGAAGAGAAGAAGGAAAUGGAAAUGUUGGAGAAAAAAAUGGAUAUGUUAGAGAAAAAACAAAAAAUAAAUGUAUUGAAUCUAACGAGUCCACAUGAAGAAUGUAAAGAAACACAUGUAGAAAAUCAUCAUAUGUCUAUUCUAAACAAUAAUAGAAGAGAAGUAGAAGUGGAUAUAAGUACUAGAAGUAGUAGUAGUAACCGGUUUAGUCCCUUUGUCGAAUAUAUUAAUAGCACUAAUUCGUUGUAUAAACGGAAUGUUAAAUCUACGAAUUUGAUGGAGAAUAAUAAUAAUAAUGAUAAUUGUAUUAAUAUUAAUGAUAAUAGUACUAAUAAUAAUAUUAAUAAUAAUAUUAAUAAUAAUAAUAUUAAUAAUAAUAAUAAUAAUAAUAAGUAUGUGGAUUAUAAAAAAAAAUUUAUUUUUUUCAAAACGACAGAGAAAGAAGAGGAAAGAGAAGCAUACGACGUAGAACAUAAUGAAGAGACGAAAGAGAUAAGCAGUUGUAAUGAUGGGGAAGAAAAAAACAAAUCCAUCUUUCAUAAAUAUAACAACACAGUACAUUCUUUUAAAAACUUAUUUAGACAUUUUGAUACUUUACCACAAGAUAUUAAACACAAGGAGAGUAAGAGUAUAAACCGGAGGUAUAUAUCUGCUUUUCUUUUUAAUAGUUUUCAAAAACCAUAUAAAACUUUUCAAAGUGUUAAGGAAUUUUUUACAGGUAAAAAAGCAAAUGUUAAUAAAAAAAAUAAAGAGAUAUUAAUACAAGACAUAAAAGCAUUAGAAUAUAUGGCUAAGAAUUUAUAUUUCUUACUAGAUGAAGUAAUAAAGGAACAAAUACGAAUAAAUCAGAGUACAACUUUUUGUGGUAUUUUCUUAUAUUUAUUAGGAAUAAUAAUGUCCAUAUUAUGUAUAUAUAAAAUUGUAAAAACCUGUUAUAUUAUUUACAUGAUAGAAAUAUAUUAUAGGUUUAUAUCAACCUAUAGCAGCGGACAUGUGUUAAUGCUAUUUUAUUCAAGAAAUAUGAAUAUUUCAUUUAUAAAUGAUCUCAAAAAUGUACUUCAUAUAGUUCAUAUUAAUAUUAAUUUAGAUAAUUAUGUCAUCUCAAUAACAUCUAUUUUGUUAUUAUGUUUUAUUUUUACAAAUUUAAAAACGUUUAUGGAAAAAAUUAUUAAAUUACGAUAUUCUACAAAAUCGUCCUUAUACUCCAAUAUUGCUAUUUUGGUCAUGUGCGAAAUUAUGGACCUAUACUUUUCCGCUUAUUGUAUACAGUUAUUUGACUACUUACCCGUUAAGGAGAAGGUUAAAAUGUUGUACAUAUUUUUCAACAAUAAUUUGCUCAAUUUGUUUAAACUUAAAUACCAUUUCGAUUUUGUCUACGUCAUAUCGCUCUUUAUAUCUCUGGCUCUGAUCAAGUUGCAUCACAAGCACAGGUCUGAUCAAUUUAGAGAAAUAUGA